This is a messenger RNA of Guyanagaster necrorhizus, 1311 nucleotides long. Its product is annotated as alpha/beta-hydrolase. Gene Ontology annotation, molecular function: catalytic activity. The record is from RefSeq and is a predicted model, not a curated record. Bases 65 to 1198 code for a protein of 377 amino acids. Lineage: Eukaryota; Fungi; Basidiomycota; Agaricomycetes; Agaricales; Physalacriaceae. The transcript has a single exon.
GUGACUCAGGAAAUGAUGCACCCAUAAUUUGGCCGACGACGUUAACGUUUGUUACCCCAGUGUCAUGGUCGGCUCCGAUUGCUACUGCUCACAUCGCCCCGAGACUCUUACCAAUGUCAAAUGUCGAAAGGUUCGACUUCGAGAGUCAGACUACCACAUCCUAGAAUCCGUUGAGCCUUUAUCCGACGCUCCUUUGGUCAUCCUCCUUCACGGGUUUCCAGAGCUCGCCUAUUCAUGGCGCAAAGUGAUUCAGCCUCUCUCCCAGGCGGGGUACCACGUCGUUGCUCCAGACCAAUGGGGCUACGGCAGAAUGGCCGUCACGCCUAUUCAAUAUGACGACAACCUGGAGCCUUUCCAAAUGUCCCACUUAGUUCAAGAUGUCGUGACACUGAUCCGUAUUCUGGGCUAUUCAACUGCUUCAGUGGUGGGGCAUGAUUUUGGCUCCCUCGUUGCAGGUUUUUGUGCUCUUACUCACCCAGACAUCUUCCAAUCUGUUGUAUUCAUGAGCGCCCCAUUCACGGGUCUGAUCGCGCCUGAUGCACCUCUUUUCCCCACGAAGGCAGCCGAUGAAAUUCUAUCCUUAAUGAACCCUCCUCGAAAAUACUACACGACAUAUUUCUCUUCUCGCGAUGCUAAUAAACAUUUAAUGCAAAGUCUACCAUUGGAAACGUUUCUCCGCGCGUAUUUCCGUGCCAAGGCUGCAGACGGCACCCGGCUGGACAACAGCGAUCCCCAUCCUCUCGCAUCCAUAGAUGAAAUGGAAAAGCUACCGAGGUACUACGUGAUGCUCCAGCACGAAACCAUGCCCGAUGCGGUCCUUCGGUCUCAAGACAUGCCUGACAUAUCCUGGCUCACACCUUCCGAGCUCUCUACAUAUGCCUACGAAUACUCCCGUACAGGGUUUCAAGGCGGCUUAAAUUGGUACCGCUGCUCCACUGAUGCUCAGUGGACUCGGGAUCUGUCCGAGUUUGCUGGAAAAGGUGUAGAGGUCCCCGCGAUGUUUAUUGCGGGUAAAUUGGAUUGGGGCACAUAUCAAGCUCCAGGGGCUUUGGUGAGAAUGAAGAGCGAAGUUUGUGGGAAGAUGGAAGAGAGCGAUGUGAUCCUCAUUGAGGAUGCAGGUCAUUGGGUUCAACAGGAGAAGAGCGAAGCGGUGGUUACCGAGCUGGUGCAAUUCUUAGAUAAGUGCCUGGGUAGGUGAAGACUGGUAGGGAUGCAUUACGGAGGAAGUUCAUAAGUGAACCCUAACAUGUACAUACUGUUAGUUGGAGCCCUCAUCUUAAUUUGAAAAUAUAUAUUUCGAACAUGUUUACU